CCGGGGGCUGGUCCCGGGCCCGGCCGCGCCUCCCGCCCCGCCCCGCUCAGGUAUCAGGUGAAACUGCUCGGGAGUGCGGGCGGAGUUGUGGCGGCUGGGGCGCGGUGAGAGGAUGGCUGCGCGCCGUGACUUGUGCCUGCUGCUGGUGCUGCUGUUCUGUGCGCUGCUGGGAGCUGCCGCCGCCGCUGAAGGGAAUAAUGGAUCCAGCAAAGCAAAAGGAAGAAGUUUCAUUGGCCAGAAGGUUCUAAAUGUCAAUAAUUCUGAAGAGUUAUACAAGGUGGAUGAAUUUGUAGCAGACGUCCUCACAGGAAAGCUGACUACAGUUUUUCUUCCCAUUGUUUAUAUCUUUGCUUUUAUAGUUGGUUUGCCAAGCAAUGCCAUGGCCCUCUGGGUCUUUUUCUUCCGAACAAAGAAGAAACAUCCGGCUGUGAUUUAUAUGGUUAACUUGGCAUUGGCAGACCUUCUUUUUAUUGUCUGGUUUCCACUGAAGAUUUCAUACCAUCUAAACGGCAAUAACUGGCUAUUUGGUGAAGGUCUCUGCAAAGUAUUUGUUGGAUUUUUCUAUGGAAAUAUGUACUGUUCCAUCCUCUUUAUGACAUGUCUCAGCGUACAACGGUAUUGGGUUGUAGUGAACCCCAUAGUGAAUUCAAAAAAGAAAUCAGAAAUUGCUUUAGGCAUCUCCAUUGCUAUCUGGAUACUGAUUUUGUUGGGCACCAUUCCAUUGUAUCUUGUUAAUCAGACAGCAUAUAUUUCAAAUCUUAACAUCACAACCUGCCAUGAUGUGCUGCCUGAAAAUGUUUUGGCUCAUGAUAUGUUCAGUUAUUUCCUCUCACUUGCAACUGGACUUUUCUUAAUCCCAGCGAUCAUCACUGCUAUUGCAUACAUUCUAAUGAUUAAGACCCUGAGUGCUUCCAUCAUAGAUGUAAGCACUGGAAAGAAACGAAAAAGAGCAAUUAGACUCAUUAUUGUUGUCCUGUCCAUGUAUCUCAUCUGUUUUACACCUAGCAAUGUGCUGAUUAUUGUGCACUAUUCACUCCUCAAAGCCUACAGCCAGAGCCAUGUGUAUGUGUGGUACAUAACUGCGCUUUGUCUUUCCAUUUUGAAUAGUUGUAUUGAUCCCUUCAUCUAUUACUAUGUUUCAAAAGACUUCAGAUACAACCUUAAAUAUGCUCUUCUUUGCCGAAGUGUGCGAACUACACAGAGGAUGCAAGUGUCUCUCUCAUCAGGCAGGUACCCCAAGAAAUCAAAUUCUUAUUCUUCAAACUCAAGUAGGACCACUAAAUCAACCUACUGAGUUUAAUCUUAGAAAAGUGAACUUUUGUUAUUACUGAUGAAAGGAUGUGAGUGACAGUAGUCUUACUUUGUUCGAGAGAGUCUGAAGAAACACCUCUGCGUUUUAAUUACAUUGAAGCCUGGAAUUUGGAACUGACAAUUGCUUAUUUUGUGUAGAAAUCAUAAGCAAAUAAAUCUUCCUGGGAAACUGGGGGAGGAGAAAAGACAUUUCAGAUGCUGUGCAAAAAUGCUGCUGACCUAGAAGUGAGUUGUGGCUGUAGAUGUACUUGUUGAAUAUAAAAGUUGCUAAAAAGUGAA
Molecule: messenger RNA, 1590 nt
Organism: Oenanthe melanoleuca
Lineage: Eukaryota; Metazoa; Chordata; Aves; Passeriformes; Muscicapidae
Gene: F2RL1
Product: F2R like trypsin receptor 1
Exons: 2
Coding region: 113-1294 (393 amino acids)
Biological process (GO): phospholipase C-activating G protein-coupled receptor signaling pathway; thrombin-activated receptor signaling pathway; blood coagulation
Cellular component (GO): membrane
Molecular function (GO): thrombin-activated receptor activity
Source: RefSeq, a predicted model, not a curated record